Molecule: messenger RNA, 1058 nt
Organism: Erythranthe guttata (spotted monkey flower)
Lineage: Eukaryota; Viridiplantae; Streptophyta; Magnoliopsida; Lamiales; Phrymaceae
Gene: SYP61
Product: syntaxin of plants 61
Biological process (GO): Golgi vesicle transport
Cellular component (GO): membrane
Source: RefSeq, a predicted model, not a curated record
GAAAAUGACGGUUUUACCCUUGGCGGUCUGUCUACUUCGUCCCGACUAGUUCGUCUGUAGGUAUCUACACACACAUUCUCUCCUCAAGGUUCCAAUUUCCGACAUAUUUUUUUUACUGCGUUAAUCUGGAUACAAAUGUCUUCAGCUCAAGACCCUUUUUACAUUGUCAAAGAGGAGAUUCAAGAUUCUAUCGAUAAGUUGCUCUCCACCUUUCACAAAUGGGAACGAAUGCCUUCAGAUAGUGGAGAGCAACUACGCCUCACUAAGGAGCUUCAUGUUGGAUGUGACAGCAUUCAAUGGCAGGUAGAUGAAUUGGACAAGGCGAUUGCCGUUGCAUCUAAGGAUCCCGCUUUGUACGGAAUUAAUGAAGUCGAGCUUGAUAAACGAAGAAGAUGGACUAGCAAUGCUCGUGAACAGGUUAAAAACGUGAAGAAAUUAGUAGUAAAUGGGAAGGAGUUGAAUGGCACAAGCACUUCUAAUUUCAACGAAAAGAAUCGCGAACUUUCGAGACUGCCAAAUUCUCAUCAACCAGAUAAAUCGAAUUAUUACGGUGGUCGGGAUAAUGAUGAUUUUGUAUCCUCUGAAUCUGACAGGCAGAUGCUUUUGAUGAGGCAACAGGACGAAGAACUGGAUGAACUCACUGCCAGUGUGCAAGUAAUCGGAGGUGUUGGGCGCACAAUACACGAGGAACUUCUUGCACAGGAGAAAAUUAUGGACGAACUAGGUAUGGAGAUGGACAGCACAUCAAAUCGUCUUGAUUUUGUUCAGAAAAAGGUUGGUAUGAUUAUGAAGAAGGCUGGUGCCAAGGGCCAAUUGAUGAUGAUCUUGUUCUUACUACUUUUGUUUAUUAUUCUAUUUGUGCUCGUCUUCCUCACUUAGGAGAGAGAAACCGUAAAAAGGUUAGAAAACGGCAAAUCGAACCUAUUUGUACCGAAGUUUUCACAAUGAAGAAUGAAAGAAAAAUGGAACUCUUUUAUCGUUUGUUGUAAAUAUAUUGCUUGUGGAAUUAAUAGUUCUUGCAUUGUGAUUGGAUCUUGAUUUUGCCUCAAAUAAGCAUU